AUGCCCCUAGUUGCUGCAGGGGAACUGUCUGAUGACACUCUGCUGACAAUUGAAAUAACCGUUGCUAAUGACGUCAACAUUGGUGAAGCGAUCGAGAGUGACAUCGUUUAUGGCAUUUCAGAUGAAACCAAUCUCAUUGGAAUUGAAAUGUACUACAGUUCUUAAAAAUGAAACCUUCUUGAGGAGAAAAAAGCAAGUCUUGAUAAAUAAAUUAUUCAUUAAUUGUGGUGUCAAGAGUGGUGGCAGAUUUUUUACAUAUAAAUGGGAAUUUCGAACAAGGUGAGGGUAACCUUGAUUGCAUGGGACAACGAAACACAAUGGUUAUUUGCUGAAUAAAGAAAAUAGCAGUGAAAUCUCUUAAGUGACUCUUCCUAUGGAUCUUUGUGUUCCUACUCAGGUCAAAGACACGUUCAACUCAAAACAGUUCAUUACAGCUAUUAUCUUAUGACUGUAGUGUUUCAAAUCUCGUCAUUAUCUUUAGUGAGUCUUGGGAAACCCGAUACUUCAUCUCAACCAAUCAGAUUCAACCUUCCUCCAAUCGGACUGGGUCACUCACGUUUUCCCGCGCUUUUGGUAGUGUGCUUAUAUCCUCUACGAGCUCUCAUUGGGGACCCUGUGGUAUUUCAUUCUGGCUCGAGUGGCUGUUGUGUUUUGUUUUGUUCUUUUUUUUAAGGCUUUCGAUCUUUUUUUUUUUUUUUUUUUGACGCUCAAUGACAAGGUUUCCAUCCUCUGCUUAGAGGAUUAUCAAUCUUUUUUAAUGGAAAAACACUAAAUUUACGCGGACGGCCUCUCGUGGUAUUUGUUGGAAAAUGCACAGGUAGCAUAAGUUCGCAGAAUGAGCCUCCGUGAAUAUGCGUAUACGUUUACGUUGCGUGAUGGGCGAAAUGUAAGAAUUUGUAUGGAAAUAAACGAUGCCAGCACUUUCAACCUAAAAAUCUGAAUAAAAACAAACUUAUCUAGCUUAAGUAGUUGUUCCUUUACAUCAUAUCAGUUUUCUGAGCUAACUUAGGGCCAUUUAGAUCAGCUUUUGUUCAUCUACUUUUCCCUCUAUGUAAUCCUUUCCUGAGGUUAGACACUGUACAACGCCUGCCAAACGAAUGCACUGGAAACACAACACUGUAAAUUCACUUAGUUGAAGUAAAUGAAAUUGACUUCUUCCUCUGGAGUGCUUGAAAGCCUUUAAUUCAACAGCUCGAAGACAAAAAAGAAACCAAAUUUUCGGAGCAGAUGUUUCAUAUCAGUUGAGUAAUAGCGGAAAUUUGUGUGCAUUUCCUUUUAAUUACACCCACAUGGCAAGGAUCGAAGCGUGUUGAAUUUGACUAUAGCUUCAAGCCUACCCAUUGGUAAAUACAAUUAUAAGACUUGCCAGCUGUUUGUAAUGUGUGGUUGGGAAUUGUUCACAUCUUAAAUUUAUCAUCCAGAGAGUUUCCAGCCAUUCUUCAUAGGCAAGGUAAGGACUGUAAGGCUUCACGAUAUCAUUUGAAAGGAAAACUCUUACUCGUCCAACGUUAUCAACAGUCAAAAUCAAGGUAAUUUGGUAUUAUCAGCUGAAUUGAUUACGUAAAUUGGCCACCGUAAAGAGUUUCAAAGCUUACUUUACGAGCGCUAACCCUUCGUAGAGUGAACGACUAAGAGCUAACGCUAGAAACGUCGGCUUUGAAACUCUUUACAGUGGCCAAUUUACGCUAUCAACUCAUUUAAUAAAACCAAAUUACCUUGCUAUACUCUCCCACCGACGCAGCACCACAGUUUCUUUAGAAACUUUCCCUCUUUACUGAAACCAAGCUAUUACCCAUAGAAGUCUAAGAGGCCGAUUAAAAAACCGUGAAAUUUACAGUUACUUGGCUGGUACCAAUAGAAAUCACCUCCCAUUUUCCCUUUUUCCCAUCUUUUUCUUUAUUUAGUUCUUUUACGCUGCAAAAUGUCAUUUGCUUUGCUGGCGAGGGAAGGGAAUUUUUCUGAAACCUCUGUUUCCGUUGUGAGAGUAAUCACCUCGCUGGAUAAAAAUUGAGACCACAUGACAGGCGAAUUGAGAAUUCUUCAAACUGUUAAAUGCAAAUUUCUCAGAUAAAAAUUUCCCGUCAUUCUGCAUGUUGAUUCAGUUUUGUCUUCUCGUCAUGUAUGUUGUCAUUUUGCAAUAAUGGAUGGAACACCCAAGCCCUAAUGUAAAGCAAGUGGCCUUCAUGCCAAACAAAUUCUCACCUACCGCUGGGAAGCGGCAAAUGAAGUGCAGUUGUAUAUCGUAUCAGUGUGAUAUGAGUUGCCUGUUAAGUUGAUUUGAUUUAGUAAAAGUUCUGUCUCAGUCCAGUAUGCAUAAAUACGGAGAACGUUCAAAUUAUUUAGAGCGAUAUAAAGAUUAGAGAGCAUAAUUUUAUUCAUUUACAGCUGAGUCUGUUAGGAAAAGCUGUCAUCCUAAGAUGCCAGAACAACCUGGAAAGCUGAAAACAGCUGCUGUGAAUUCGAUUGUUUUAGUAAAGAACAACGCUUGUCAGGUUUUUCCAUGUAAACAGAAAUAGUUCGUUAUCCAGUUCUGGUGAAGCGGGCAACUGUGAAAAUUAAGACUACAUCGUUCUUCCAUAAGGCAAAUCCUCGAAGGUAAAUGCGUCCUAAAUGUUUCUUUUCUUUUCCGUUUUCGACUGAGUAAUUAGAGAACUAUUUGAAGCUAGAUAAUUAAUGAUUGGUAACUAGUCAAUCUAUGAUGUAAGUUUGAACAACAAAUCAUCUGGACUUAAAGCAGAAUUCUCAGUACUUCUAUGUGCUACGUGGGCUUGCUUGAAAUUUCAUCGACAACCUUUCUUGAGAACAAUCAGUCUUCUCCCCUUAUGCAAAAUUUCCUGAGGUAAGUUUAGCGCCGGUUUUCCAUGAAACUACAUCCCAGGAAAUUUUGAAUGGUGACACCUCUGCUUUGUAAACAGCCGACCUUCCCUUAAGGCUUGCAUCGCAACUGCAGUGCCUGCAAUACGAAUUGAAGGACACUCUUUGCGCAAAAGGACGGCUGCUAUACGGAACUUUUUUUUUUCUUUCUGCCAGAAAUCAUGUUCUGUUCGACUAAACCCGGAUUUUGUCGCUUUGGACUUUGAACGUCAUGUUUGGCAUGAGUAGAAAAUGAUAACUUAUCUCAAACUCGGUCCCUAAUUAAUUUUUUGAUGUUACGAAAACACUCGAUUCAACUGUUUUAAGAAAAAACAAAUACUUUGAUGGAAGAAACGACAGUUCAUAACCGUGGUUGUCAUUCAAACACAGCCUUUAAUAUGUCUAAAGUUAUGAUAAUUUUUCUAAGACCGCAUAAUUUUAAAAGCUAAGUUCGAGGCCUCACGUCCGCAUGAACACGAAAUUCUACGCCAAAAAAAAAGGAAGCAUUGAACAUAGUAUCUUCUAAAUCAAAAAGUUACUACUUUCUGAACUUAUUUUAACGACUAAGCUAAUUUAAAAUCAGGAGAGAAAAAAGAAGGCUGCUUUACAACGGAACAUUCAGUACAAGUGUACAGAGAUACGACAUUCUCCUAAGUAACUGUAGGUAGGAGAGUUUCUUUAUAAUUUCAAGUUAUGAAUAAGGAUGGAAAGGAAAAGCACAGAUACAAACGUGCGUCAUAGGACCUUCGUUUUAGAGGGAUUUUAUGCGUCGCUAAGUACUUUUAAUAUGCGAACUUUGAUGUACACGGAAUUGGGCUUGUUUACAGCCAAUUGCAAAAAAGCUUAUGCUGAGUAGUACGACCAACCGAGAAAAGACGCAAUAGUUAUGUUCUAAGUCUUUUAUUAGUACAGUUUGAAAUAAGAGAAAUUGAGUCAUAAAAAUGGAAAUUUUUUCACCAGCAAGGCUAAACCGUCUGAAUUUUCUUCUCUUGCAAUGACUGAUAUCUGUUCGAAGACUUUAGACCUUCAUGUUAGGGACUUAUCAUAAUUUAUCGACAUUGUAAUUUUUUCUUUUGGGGAGGUGGGGGGUUGGAGAUCACAUGGUUUAGAGGGGGGGAAUGGAAGGGGAUAAGUCGUCGUUAACAGAGUAUAAAGCGGGGACUACUUAGAAUUGACUGCCAAUUAACUGCCGAUAAGGGAAGGGGGGGUGGGGAGAUUAUGAGAAUAUUUACAAAGCCUUAUAAGAGUGUCUCAAUUAGUUAACCGUCAGCCGUUUGGCCUAAAAAUUUACAAAUUUUCACCCUUAGUCUGAAAAAAGUUAGCGGUAAGUUUUUUUUUUCUUUUAAUCACAAAGGAACAAAAUUAACUAUUAGCCAUAAAAUGACCAAAUGAUGGCGUUGGCCGUAAAGGCCAUCAUCCCUUUGAUACUCUGUUAUAGGGGAGAUCAGGUAGACACAAUAUUCACAGAAACAAAUUUGCAUAUCCAGACUUAAGUGGAAAUUAAAAACUGAUAAGAUAUCAAUUAUUGACGUAUUUCGUAAUGGUUACCAUGAAUAAAGUUUGAGUUCAUUAAAUGACAAGGAAGAAAGUUUCCGGUAAACACUUAAAAAUCCAUCUACAGAAUUGCGUUGUCAAUCCCUGAAGUGUUAUACAAGUCUUAAUAACUCCCCGGCAAUAUCAACGUUCAGUUUAUACUACACAAGUAAAUAACACAUUUUGCCCGUACUGAUUGGAAAUUUCGGAAGUGAUUACCAAGUACUGUUCACUUCUGAGAGGCCGAAGAGACAAAAUCACGCGUCGACAUAUUAACUUUCAAAUUGAUUUUUUGUACAUUGAUAAAAAGAAACUUUUUUUUUUCGGUUUCUGUGUGGUAUUUACUACUGUGUGUGCAUAUAAAUGCAACUCCACUUCGGAGAAUAACCGUCAACUGCUGAAACAAGAUAAACAAUAAAACAAUUUUAUCGCUUUUCGCCGUUGACACGAUCUCAGUCUCAAGCCUUCGUUUGAGUGCGAUGAAACGAUUUUUUUUUUGGUGUUUUUUUUUUCAGGUACCUUAGUGAAAUUAGCAAUGGUGGGCGUCCUGUGGUUUCUUGUCAUAUUAGUUGAUACAAGCAAGUCUCUAACAUGUAGUGAACCUGUGAGAUCUGUGACAGGAAAGUAUCUUAGAGGUCAUGUGACUUCAAAUUCAAGUACCAGUAGUGUUGGUGACUGUAUGCAGCAGUGCAUUAGUGUUCCGCAAUGUAAAAGCAUCAACUUCCGGUUUAAGGACUUAUUCUGUGAACUGAACGACGCUUGUAGAUAUACGCACCCAUGGGACUACAUUUCCAGAGAGGAACACGCGUACAGUGACAUCCAUCCUGAUAAGGUAUAAUUGGACAAAAGAAUUAUCUCCUUCAAAUGUGAUCUUCAUGAAUUUUAUGCUAAGUCUUGAAAAUGAAAUAUUCUGAUAAGUAAUCUUCAUUAAUCCGAUUUGUUGCAAACAGGAACCAUUUCGGAACCUGCACUUAAAUAUGACGCCUUCAUGGCUUCGAGCCCACGCUUCUUUCAUUUAUAGCAAUAGCUCUCAUUCCGCAACUGCUGAUCAGAUAACAUUCAACGCAGGCUCUUUAAAAAACGCGGCCCUUUUAAAAGUUGCUUUGGUGGCUGAUGGCCUGUUGACAGAAGGAACUCCGCUGACCGUUGAAAUUACUGUAGCAGUCAACGCAACUUAUGGGCAGACAGAUGACAGUGACCUCAGGCUCGGUGUAUCGGACGGAAGCAAAUUCAUCGGGUUUGAAAUACCAGAUAAAAGUAAUUACCAAGCCCUUGCUCCUUGUUAUGGAAUACAAGCGAAGUCUGGUAGCUCUCUGAGUAAAAUAAGAGUUAUAGCUAAGAAAGCUUCCAAUUCACAGCCAAGCUUCUACCCAGGAAUGUUUUUCCUCACAAUAAAGCCAGAUCAAAAACGAGGCUCUUGCCUCAUUACGCCUGCGCAUGACGGGAGCUUUAAUAAAACAGUUGAAUAUAGUGAGCAGUUGUUGGUCAGUCAAGGACUUGCUUUUGAAGUGUAUAAAUCGGACGAAAAAGAAAAAGCUGGUAUCAAAUAUGUCGAGGUCAGAAUAAGUAGAAACUGA
This is a messenger RNA of Pocillopora meandrina, 5963 nucleotides long. NCBI's taxonomy places the organism in Eukaryota, Metazoa, Cnidaria, Anthozoa, Scleractinia, Pocilloporidae. The record is from the annotation of a GenBank genome assembly.